This is a messenger RNA of Poecilia reticulata (guppy), 983 nucleotides long. RefSeq names its product CDC42 small effector 1 (gene cdc42se1). Gene Ontology annotation, molecular function: small GTPase binding. Gene Ontology annotation, cellular component: plasma membrane. The record is from RefSeq and is a predicted model, not a curated record. Lineage: Eukaryota; Metazoa; Chordata; Actinopteri; Cyprinodontiformes; Poeciliidae. Gene Ontology annotation, biological process: regulation of Rho protein signal transduction.
CACCUCGCACACAGAGAGAGAGAAAGGCAGAGAGUCUGUCAGAAAGCUGCAGCUGGUUCAUGAUCUCACUCCUUCAGCCGCUCAUUGCCUCCCUGCUGCUCCUCUCCGGAUGUUUGGAUUUCAACGUUUGAAUCUUCUGAGGAGUACAUUUUAAUUUUAAUUUUUUUGCCUGAGGAUUUUUCACCAGAGGAAAUUUGUGGAUAUCCUGAUUUUCUUUUUUUUCCAAUCUGAACCACCUGGAGUCCCUGUAGAUUUUUAUUUUUUUAAUCUACAGUGGGUUUUUUCCAGGGUUUUACCCUCUGACUGUCUACAUUUGUGUGGCUUUUUGUCUGGAUGCCCCAGGAUUAUCCACAGACUGCAGUUCCUUCUCGGGCCUGCAGGGCGGCAGCAGAGAGCAACGGCCAGCCGCUGGACAGGCAGACCGUCGGCAUGAGCGACUUCUGGCACAAGAUGGGCUGCUGCGUUGUAGCCAAGCCUCCUCCGAAGAAGAACAGGAGGAAGAUCGACCGUAGCAUGAUCGGCGCGCCGACAAACUUCAUCCACCUAACGCACAUCGGCUCYGGGGAGAUGGGAGACGGCCUGCAGCCGUCAGGGUCUGUUCAGGAGCAGAUGAGGUCUAAAGGCCCCAACAUGAACUGCAGGAACAGCCUGUUAUAGCCGGAUUGUAUUAAAUUGACUCAGACCAGCUGACUGACCUCCUCCGCACUCUGAACCUCUGAGCCUGUCCUCCAUCAUCCAGCCGACGGCUUCAUCACCUGCUGCCCUGCUGAAGCAACACUGAGCAACAGUGGCACCUACAUGUUAAAAUUAUACAGCAAAUGUMAUAAUCAUAAUAAUGUUCAUUGUUUCUUUUUUUCACCCUGGUCAGGUYUGAAAGUAGGGAGCCAGACAGGAAUUGUACGCAUUUUGUUUUUGGGUGGUARAUKUGGCACCAGGUCUUUCAUCAGUAUUAAAUUAGACAUAACUUUUAUUGUAUGAUCAAA